Myxocyprinus asiaticus (Chinese sucker) is the source of this 3367-nucleotide messenger RNA. RefSeq names its product G-protein coupled receptor 26-like. Gene Ontology annotation, molecular function: G protein-coupled receptor activity. Lineage: Eukaryota; Metazoa; Chordata; Actinopteri; Cypriniformes; Catostomidae. Gene Ontology annotation, cellular component: membrane. The transcript has 3 exons. Gene Ontology annotation, biological process: adenylate cyclase-activating G protein-coupled receptor signaling pathway. Bases 346 to 1389 code for a protein of 347 amino acids. The record is from RefSeq and is a predicted model, not a curated record.
AGAAGAAUAAUGUUAUUGCGCAUGAGCACUGUGUGGGAGCGCGUGAAAUCCACGCUCUCACUUCACCUUCUGCUGUCGAACAUGUUGCAUUACAGUGCCUAAUUAAACAAUGUGCAAAGAUAAAGUGUGGAAGACAUUGGAUUUAGCUUAAUUAAGCUCAACGAGUCACUCAAAGCUCUCUUCAGCACACUGGACAGCACUCCUCCACAAUGACUUGAUACUUAACCGCGUUCAUUUUUACCAAGGCACAAUGGAAACCAGUAAAAAUGACCCACAGAGGACCGGUAAAGAUAUCACGGACAAAAACCCGCGACACAUCAGCCGUUAUUGACUUUGGAAAGAGACAUGAACUUAUUGGAAGCAUUGCUGGAGUUACUCAUUGUCGUAAUUGCCAUCGUGUCGCUCGUGGGGAACUUGCUGGUGCUACUAUGUUUCACCUGCAGCGCGGGAGUCCGUGCACAGGUGCCCGGGAUCUUUAUCAUGAACCUCUCUUUCUGCAACAUCCUUAUCGCCGUUCUCAACAUGCCCUCUACCUUACUUGGGGUCGUAAAACGUCAAAAGCCGUUUGGCGACUACUUAUGCUACACAAUGAGCUUUAUGGACACUUUUCUGACCACCAACACAAUGUUGAGCAUGGCAGCUCUCAGUAUUGACCGCUGGAUAGCGGUGGUUUUUCCUUUAACUUAUUCCAGCAAAAUGAGACGCAAAGAUGCCGUACUAAUAGUCAGCUACGCUUGGCUACACUCGCUUGCAUUCUCUCUCACUGCUCUCCUGUUGUCGUGUGUCGACUACAGUCCCGCGUACGCGUCUUGCACGGUGCACCUUGCAGAAGAGGGCGGCCGUGGUCAGUUCAUGGUGUUCACCGUGGUGUUUCACGCAGCGACUUUUGCACUCUCGCUUUUCAUCCUGUGCUUCACCUACCUGAAAGUACUACAGGUUGCUCGAUUCCAUUGCAAGAGGAUAGAUGUUAUAACGGUGCAGACAAUUUUGCUACUAGUCGACAUUCACCCAAGUGUGAAACAACGGUGUUUACUGGAGCAGAAAAAACGAAGACAGAGAGCCACCAAGAAAAUAUGCAUAUUCAUCGGGUCAUUCAUCCUGUGUUUCGCCCCCUAUGUCAUAACACGAUUGACAGAACUGGUUCCUUCAGUAAAGAUCGACCAUUAUUGGGGGAUCGUGAGUAAGUGCCUGGUGUACAGCAAAGCUGCCUCUGACCCAUUCGUCUACUCCUUGUUACGGCAACAAUAUAAGAAGGCCCUCAUUGGAGUCUGCAAUAGGAUUUUGGGACGGCACUCAUACAUGCUCUCUAGUAACAGCAGCCCCUCAGACACAGAAAAUGAAUGUUACACCCGGAGGGUUACCAAGCUACUAAAGGAUAACUGUCACUAAAGUAGGCGAAAAAAUGACUGACACCUUGGGAAGUAUGCAUUUACUGUAGUAGUGGGUUCUGUUAAGUUAUUUCCAAAUCAAACUGCCUAUAAUUCAUUUGAGGUAGAUUUCAAAUUAAAAUGAAAAUGUAUACUGAAUUGGCCUCUUGUUAUAGAUAAUGGCUUGCACUGUGUAAUUCUUUGUGAGGCCACAGGCUGUCUACAUUUAUGAAGAGGAGGCUGAUUAAUGCAUUCAGCAUGGACAGUUACAUGGACAAUGCCGUAGUCAUUUAAGAUAUGAAAAGCUUAUUUCUGUCUACACACACCACUGUUACCCUUAUUACUGCUAGUCAGAAAAGGGAAGAAAGAUUCCUAAUGAUUGCAAUCACUGGAACUGAUUUUAUAUUUAUAUAAUUGACAUGUCAAAGAGGGCCAACAGCUCCUACUAAAAGAAAACGAUUUAUCAUACACAUUUUCAAGCUCUCAUUUUUGUAAAGGGGGAACUUUUGCCAAUCACUGGAUUUUCUUUAUUUACAACAGUCCUAUAAUGUGUGUUAUAAUGUACAUACUGAAAUAAAAUCAGUUAGCAGAAGAGUAAGAAUUGUGUUAUUUACUUAGUAACUUUUAUUUAUUUACUUAUUUGGAUAAACUGUCCAUGGUCAAGAUACAUGGCAUUAACCCACUCGCUGCCAUGUUAAUUUAAUGUACAUCACUAAUGUACAUCAGUUUUACAGGAUUGCAGUAAUAAGCCCUAUAGUCUAAGAUUGCUGUUUCUGAUUGGAUUCAGCUUUCCCUGAAUAUUGCAUCUUUUAGUCUCUGCCACUGACAAUCAUCCCCACAGCAUGAUGCACCAACAUCAACACAAUAUUUAUCUAUGAAUAUGGAAUCAACCUGUUUAUAAAUGAUAGUACCUGGUUUUUGCCAGGCAUGACAAACUCAAGGACACCUGUCUUUUAGAUAAACUAUAUUGUAUUGCCUGGUGCCAGAAGGCUAGAGGGAUCUCUAGAAGAGAAAUUCAGAGCACUGUGUUCUUAUUAAUUGGUAGAUAAUUGUGCUGCUAAUUGACAGGGUUAGUAGAACUACCAUCUGACUGCUUCACUGCCACCACCGCCUUUUAGUCCAGGUUGAGGAUCACGUAUGGAAAACCUCUAUUAGGUACCUGCCUAUUAACAUCCACGUGUUUGGAAACCAGGCUUUUAGCCAAAUUUAAGUGAUGCACAUACUGCAAGGCAAUGGUAUUUAUUCUCGUCAUGGCUAGCACUGAAAUUGUACACAUUUUAUUAGUCUGAGACCUUACUAUGUCCUCAAUGCUUGAAGGAAGUUAAGAGCUGAAUACCAGUUCUUCUUCCACAUGUCACAGCAUAAACACCUUCAAUGAUUGUGUAAACAAAUAACACUAGUAGAACAUCAGUACCCUCAUGGCAGUUUUUAAACAUGCUGUGGUGAAAAUGUGCUGGCACAAACUAUGGAAAAUGCACACUUGGUGGAAUAAGAACAAAAACAAACAAGGUUUGCUGUUGCAAAAGCGAUUCAUGGCAUUACAUAUUUUCAGAUCUAGCGUUCACAGAGUCCUUAUAGGUUUUAAAGGGAUGGGUGAUAAACAGAUCAAUUUUAAGUCUUUUUUUUUUUUUUUUUUACUAUAAAUUCUCCUCCCUGCCCAGCACAAAUAAUGCAAAUCGUCAAAAACUAAAGAAGUCAAAGUGAGAUAUAUAGAAAAAAAGGACUUAAAUAUUGACCUUUUUCUCACCCACACCUAUUAUAUCGCUUCUGAAGAUGUGAAUUUUACCACUGGAUAAUGGUGUGUCCAGGCUUUUUUGACUGGGGUGGCCAAUGUGGGGCACAGACUUAUUCAAGGGUGACAUGAAGCGUAACUCAACAUCCCUGAUAUUAAUAAUAAUAAUAAUAAUAAGAAGAAGAAAUGUAUAUUUUCAGGAUUUUUUAAUAGUCAAAUGUUACUUAGCUAAAUAAUUGAUUAAUUGUUAUUAAAUGUUAAUACUGCA